Messenger RNA from Eutrema salsugineum, 1104 nucleotides. RefSeq names its product epoxide hydrolase 4. The record is from RefSeq and is a predicted model, not a curated record. NCBI's taxonomy places the organism in Eukaryota, Viridiplantae, Streptophyta, Magnoliopsida, Brassicales, Brassicaceae. The transcript is spliced from 4 exons. Bases 45 to 986 code for a protein of 313 amino acids. Gene Ontology annotation, molecular function: catalytic activity.
UAUCAAAAGAAAAACCCCCUAAAAAAAGGAAAGUAAAUUACACAAUGGUGAACUUGGUGGAAUCACAAAAACCAUUGUUCUACGGUCUCAUGAAACUGGCCGGCGUCGUUCCAUACACAGUAGAGAUCGAACCAGGGACGAGGAUGAACUUUUGGAUCCCCAAAGAAACCCUACAAAAACCGAAAAAAUCUGACAAAAACUCAGCCGUGCAACCCAAGAAACCUACCAAACCAGCCAUCUUAUUCAUCCACGGCUUUGGGACCGAGGGAAUCAUGACGUGGCAGUUCCAAGUUCGAUCAUUAGCCAAGAAGUAUUCUGUCUAUAUACCGGACCUCCUCUUCUUCGGUGGGUCCUACUCAGAUAAACCGGACAGGUCUCCAGCGUUUCAAGCCCACUGUUUGGCUAAGUCUCUUCGUAUCCUCGGCGUGGAUAAGUUUGUUCUCGUAGGGUUUAGUUACGGCGGCAUGGUGGCUUUUAAGAUCGCCGAGGAGUACCCUGAGAUGGUUCGAGCCAUGGUAGUAUCAGGCUCCAUACUUGCGAUGACUGAUACGAUCAGUAAGUCGAAUUUGAACCGGUUAGGGUUUGAGUCCUCGGCUGAUCUUUUGUUACCAACUUCGGUUAAGGGACUCAAGACUCUUUUCACCAUGGCUGUUCAUAAACCCAUGUGGUUCCCAAACCGGCUCUUUAAGGAUUACAUGAAGGUGAUGAUUACCAACAGAAAGGAAAAAGCUGAAUUGUUGGAAGCUUUGGUCAUAAGCAAUAAAGAUGUGACCACUCCUCGUUUUCAACAGAAAAUACACCUUUUGUGGGGCGAAAGUGAUCAACUUUUUCACGUUGAAAUGGCCAAGAACAUGAAACAGCAACUUGGCGAAAACACAACAAUGGAUAGUAUAAAAAAAGCAGGUCACCUGGCACAUAUGGAGAGACCUUGUGUCUAUAACAGAUGUCUCAAAAAGUUUCUUACUUCAGUUUACUCCGAAAACUAGAUUCAAUAUAUAAUUGAAUUUAAGUUAAUUCAAUUACUACUACAUGUGAUCCUCAACAUCAACACCCUAUGUAUUAUUUUAUCUUAUUUUAUUUGGUAUUAAUUCUUCAUAUGUAAAA